Messenger RNA from Vanessa atalanta (red admiral), 864 nucleotides. It is a transcript of the gene Fis1, whose product is annotated as mitochondrial fission 1 protein. The transcript is spliced from 5 exons. Gene Ontology annotation, biological process: peroxisome fission; mitochondrial fragmentation involved in apoptotic process; mitochondrial fission. Lineage: Eukaryota; Metazoa; Arthropoda; Insecta; Lepidoptera; Nymphalidae. Gene Ontology annotation, cellular component: mitochondrial outer membrane; peroxisomal membrane. The coding region runs from base 152 to 604 and encodes 150 amino acids. The record is from RefSeq and is a predicted model, not a curated record. Gene Ontology annotation, molecular function: protein binding.
CAAUUUCAAUUUCAAUAUAAUCACUGAGUGAUUUUACUUACAGUAGCACCGUCAAUUUUACAAUUAACUCGAAAUUUUAGAUAAAACGUAAAAUAAUGAAAUUUCGUUUCACAUUGGAGUUGAAGUAACAUAUUUAAAUAAUUUCAUCAUCAUGGAAGACGUGUUAGACGAAGUAGUUUCUUCGGAAGAUUUACAAAAAUUCGAAAAGAUUUUUCAUGAACAAUUACAUCAAGGUAAUAUAACGCCCAAAGCUCAAUUCGAAUACGCGUGGUGCUUGGUACGAAGCAAAUAUCCGACCGAUAUUAGAAAGGGCAUAUUACUUCUGAAAGAAUUAUUUAACUCUCAUUCAGAAGGCAAGCGUGACUACCUUUUCUACCUUGCUAUUGGCAACGCCAGAAUUAAGGAGUAUAAUAAGGCACUGCAUUAUGUUAAGUCAUUCCUUGAAAUUGAACCUGCUAACCAGCAGGUGUUGGCUCUUGAGCACCAAAUUAACAAGCGUAUGGAGAAGGAGGGUCUGAUGGGUAUGGCGGUGGCGGGCGGCGCAGUUCUCGCUAUAGGCGGUCUCGUCGGCCUCGGCAUAGCUCUCGCCUCUAGAAAAAAAUAGCAAUUGGCCUUCAUAAUGAAUGCUCUAGUUGGUGUUCAUUAUCUUCUGACGAAGAAGAAGAAUUUAAAAGAGGAUUAGUGGGAUUUUCCAUUUUCACAAGUUUAAGAAUUUUCACUCUGUACGCUAGAUUAUCCAAAGUGUAUGAAAAAGAGUAAAUACUUUUUACUCUAAAAAAAAGCUAUUUAGGUUAUAAUGUCUUAUUUAAAAAUUGUAGUGUAUUUAUUUUAUAAGAAUGAAUAUAGUUGAUAUAUGUCAUCCAA